AUGCGCAGAGCUUUCCAGACAUGUUCAGCAUCUCUCCCCCGAUCUCUUUCGACAUUGGCGCCAGCUAGUCGAACAGCGCAGCAAUGCUUCAGACCAUCACAACUCUCGACGAGCACAUUGUCGAACCUCCCAGCCAUCACUAGGACACUCCACCUCUCCGCCAGACUACAGCAGCAAGCUGCCGCGUACGAGGAUGACAUCCCCAGCACAGAUGGUGCCAAAGCACCCAUCACCAAGUUCGCAGAGCUCGAGACGAGAGGCGUCAUCCACAAGAACGUCGUCCAGGCCCUGACCAGAGACAUGGGUCUUGAGACGAUGACUGACGUGCAGAGCGCCACCAUCAACGAAGCACUCAAGGGCACCGAUAUCAUCGCUCAGGCAAAGACGGGCACUGGAAAGACAAUGGCCUUCCUGUUGCCCAUCUUGCAAAACAUCAUCAGCGUCGAUCCGGACCUCGCGCACCGCACAGGAGGGAGGCGAGGACCACGCACGACCGCAGACGACAUCCGCGCCCUCAUCAUCUCCCCGACCCGAGAGUUGGCAGAGCAGAUCGCUGAAGAGGCGAAGAAGUUGACGAGAAACACGGGUGUCAUCGUGCAAACAGCCGUUGGCGGCACACAAAAGAGCGCAGGACUGAGGGCGAUACAGAGAGACGGCUGCCAUCUGCUGGUCGGCACACCGGGUCGUCUGAAGGACAUCUUGACCGAUCCAUAUACCCGCGUGGAGGCGCCAGACCUCUCUGCGCUCGUCUUUGAUGAGGCCGACAGACUGCUCGAUCAGGGCUUCUGGCCGGAGAUCCAAGAGAUCAUGCGACUGCUCCCAACAUCAGCGGAGGUCAACCGCCAGACCAUGAUGUUCUCAGCCACUAUCCCCAAGGAAGUUGUCAACCUCGUCCGCAGCACUCUCAAGCCUGGCUUCCAAUUCGUCAAGUGCGUCCGAGAGGACGAGGAGCCAACACACGCGAGAGUGCCACAGAAGAUGGUCGCAAUCGGUGGUUUCGAGAACUCUCUACCUACACUCGUCGAGAUUUGCCAGAAGGGCAUUGAAAACUCAAGGAAUGAGGGCGCAAGGCCUUUCAAAGCCAUCGUAUAUUACAACAGUACAGCAGAGGUCACGCUUGCUGCUUCCACACUGCAGGGUCUGCAGUCAAUGGGUCAUGAAGGACGAGACGGCUUUGGCUCGAGCCAUCCAUGGUCACCAGCACGCGUUCACGAGAUCCACGCCAAACUCACUCAAUCGCAACGUACACGCGCGGCAGAGGACUUCAAGAACUGCAAGUCCGGUCUACUCAUCUCUUCAGAUGUGACUGCACGCGGUAUGGACUUCCCCAACGUUACCCAUGUCAUCCAGAUGGGUCUGCCGACUAGCCGCGAACAGUACAUUCACCGCAUUGGCCGUACUGCCCGUGCAGGCAAGGAGGGAGAAGGCUGGAUCGUGCUUAACCGCAUUGAGGCAGAUGAAGCACGCAGCCGACUCCGUGGCCUGCCACUUCAAAAGGAUACCACUCUUUCGAUCCCGGCUCUCGACUUGACCAAGGCUUCCGACGUACCUGCUAGCGCUGGCAGGAUCCUCAGCAUGUAUCAAAAGGCUGUUCAGCGCGUGCCCAUGUCUGAGAAGGCCAGGGUGUACCUUGCUCAGCUCGGUGUCUUUGCCUGGUACCCACGAAAGAGCGAGCUGGUGGAGAGCAUGAACAACCUGUCUCAGUUCGGAUGGGGCCUUAGGACCCCUCCGGCUGUGCCACACGGUCUCGCGACGAAGCUUCGUAUUGACAGAAUCGAGGGCAUCGUCAUCGGGGACAGCGAAGCCUUUGCUGACCGUGACCGUCGUGGUGGUGGUCCACCAGGCCGUGGGCCCCCGCGUCGCGCACUUGACGACUUUGGACCACCCCGUGGACGUGGCGGUGGCGGCUUUGGUGGUAGAGACGGCGGCUUUGGUGGCCGAGACAGCGGCUUUGGUGGUCGAGGUGGUGACAGAGGUGACAGGGGUGGAUUUGGCGGCCGAGAAGAUCGCUAUGGAGGACGAAGCGGUGGUCGCGGAGACGAUGGCGGACGCCCGUCCUACGGCGGUGGUGGCAACCGUGGCGGUGACCGCGCUCCACGCCGACCUGCCUAUGACGACCCUUUCAACUAA
Molecule: messenger RNA, 2130 nt
Organism: Fulvia fulva
Lineage: Eukaryota; Fungi; Ascomycota; Dothideomycetes; Mycosphaerellales; Mycosphaerellaceae
Product: ATP-dependent RNA helicase, mitochondrial
Exons: 1
Coding region: 1-2130 (709 amino acids)
Cellular component (GO): mitochondrion
Molecular function (GO): nucleic acid binding; ATP binding
Source: RefSeq, a predicted model, not a curated record